Messenger RNA from Chara braunii, 3370 nucleotides. Lineage: Eukaryota; Viridiplantae; Streptophyta; Charophyceae; Charales; Characeae. The record is from the annotation of a GenBank genome assembly.
GGUAGGACGGAUGGAAUAGACCGGUCAAGGUAUAAUGUUGAAUAAGGGGAUGUGCUUGUUUUCUUUUGCCAGGGAACUUAAAAAGAAGAGGCUGUCAAGAUGCCUGAGACUGGCGGCGCAUCAGUUGUUCCCAAGAAGGGCCUGACAYUCGAUGACCUCAUCGCGGCCAUCGACCGGCAUGAAAGGAACCCGAGCAACAUCCCAAAGGUCGAUACUUUCCAUUUCUGUGGGGAGAGAGUCUCAGAAUGGCUAGAGCGGGUGGAACAAGCUUUGGCUGGGCGGCCGGAUGUUGUAAAGUUUCAACGCAUCCUUCAGUAUGUCCUCCACAACUACCAUCAGGAGGUGAAGAAAGUCAUAGAUGCUGCUCAAGGUAGCUGGGAGAGGUUCAAGGAGGGGAUGCAGAGGAAAUACUGCCUGGGAGACGGGUUCUUGACUACCACGGACCUUGAAGCGAUGAACAAAGAGGAUUUUACGACUAUAGGGGCCUUUGUUCAAGAAUUUACGAAGAGGGCGCGAAAGGUCCAUGAGAUUUCGGAGGAAGCACAGUGCUCCAUCUUCCUGAGCUACUCACAGCAUCGGAGGCCGUCAACGAUAGAGGAGGCUGGUCAGGAGGAGCUCUGGGAAGAGGAAGAGCCGGUGCCGCAGCACCUAACGAAGGUCCAACGCAAAGUGCGUAAUUUGGCGCAGGGCGGACAGGGAUCAGGAAAAGCGCAGGCGCCUCACGCCGAGGCAGCAGACCCUUUAAAUGUGGCGGCUCCAUUAUCCCCGCGACUCCGCGAUGAACUGAAAGGGAGGUUAUCACGGCGCCUGGUGCCCAAUGUCCAUCUGGGCACGAUCCUGCCCAAGGAGGCAGAGUGGGCAGAGUCGGGUACGAAGAUGAACUGGAAGUGCGUAGCCUACGGUACGGUGGAUUUGAUAGUGAAGGGUUCCAAGUGCGCAACAAUGGUGGACACCGGGGCGGAGAUGAACAUUAUUCGGGAGGCGGACGCGAUCAGAUUCGGGCUGGAUAUAGACCGUUCUGACUGCGGUAUUCUGCAUGGAGCCAGCUGUAAGGCCAUGUUUUGCGGGACAGCCUCGAAUGUGCUCGUCGAGGUUGGAAAGGUGAAGGCCAGGGCAUGCUUCUUCAUAAUGCCGGACGUGGACCAUGGAAUCCUUUUGGGGAGGUCAUUCCUAAGAAGGACAGAGACCGUGAUGUUCAACAAACAUGAUGGGACGUUGAUCGUCUUCUUAUGCGAUCCUGCCUACGGGAAUUAUGAAAUAAUUACUUGCAGGAACACCGGGCCAAGGAGUAUAAGGAACCGGCCCAAUCCAGGAUCAUUCACAAUCGAGGAGUCGGAAGGGGAGCGCAGGAGGCUCUGGGCAGAGCCCGAAGCAGGAGAGAGGGUGGAAGCAUUUUCCCUCAGCCUGUCAGAUGUUGGGAAGGCCAUGGACCUGGUGGCCGUGCAUGAGAUGGCAGAUCCGGAUGCCAUCCAGGCCUUGAGGGAACAAGUUCUGGAAUGCCCUGAGGCAGGAAGGUUGGAAUUGAUAGGAGCGAUAGAAGAAAGGAUCCAGGAGGCGUCUGACCAGGUGGUGAGAAGUCGUAUGGACGAUAAGGCUCGAUGGGAUCAAUCUGCGCUGGUGAGGAAAGUACCCUUGGCAGUUAGAGAUGUCGUGCUUCUCUACGAUUCAUCACUGGAGAAGAAAUGGUCCAGGAAGCUCGAUAAGAGGUGGUUAGGUCCCUACCGGAUCGUACGGGUCGGAGACUUCGGAGCGUAUCGGAUAGAGGAGCUAAAUGGGACAAAGUGGAAGGAUUGGGUAUUUGGAACGCGACUGAAGAAAUUCGUGGCGAGAGAAGAGAGGAGUCAGAGGUCGAGGGACCCUGAGCCCAGGGAGGUGAGACCGUCUCGGGGAGGACGGAAGACCCUCGCUAGGAGAGAGGAGGAGCCGGGGCGGGAUCCAGAGGUUGAAGAGCGAGGGGCAUACCCUGAGUGUGGGUUGGGACCAGUGGAGUUCCAUCAUUUUACUGAGGGUGGAUUGAGGAGGUCACCAACACACACACGGGAGGAGCCGCCAGUGUCUGAAAAGCCGUUGAGAGAGUUAGAGACGCAUCUGGAUAUCUCUCAGUGGAGAGCGUCGCCUCAGGAUGAGAAGCAUGAAGAGCAAGUAGAAGGGGCGCCACGAGAGGAGGUACCACAAGAGGAGGUGUCACGAGAGGAGGUGCCACGUGAGGAGGUACCAUUAGAGGAGGUGCCACGAGAGGAGGCGCAGGGUACUCAGCAAGAGAGCAGGCUAGGCGACAUGGGGAGACGUGCAGGGAAGGAAGUGAUAGAGGUUGGAGAGGACACACCCCCACAGGCGCCAACAAUGGGUUUGAGACUCGGGGAUGCACCAGGGAGCGCUCGUCAGGCAGAGGAGAGAUUGCGGAGAGAGGAGGCCCCACUUCCUUCAUCAGAGAGGGCUCCAUCGCCAGAGGGGAGAGCCGGCAGGAGGAGAGAAAGGGCAGCUGUAAGGAGGGAAGCCUUGACCCUGAUUGAUAGGCACCUAGCAGCUUAUGCCCUGGAGCAUCCAGACCUGGAGGAGCCAGCACCUGCAGAGCCGCGCCGGGAGCCGUACCAACCCGAGAAGGAGAUGGAAGCAGAAAUCCCGAAGAGGGUCAACCUCCGCACGAGGGAAAGGGCGCGAGCUGGAGAGACGGCUGAAGAAAAGAGGGCGAGAAGAACUAGACGGAUAGAUGAGAUAUGGCAGGAGAGGCAGAGGUUGGAGGCAGCGGGGGAGCUCCCGGAGCAGCAACAGGAGAGGCAGAGAUCGGAGGCAGCAGGAGCACUCCCAGGUCCGCCACUCAGCGCACCAGCUAGGGCCCCGGAGAUUCCUGAGAUGUGGAGAGACUUAUGGGAGCAGAGAGGAGAGGAACUUCCAUCGCCAGUCAGAGCCGGGUUCGGGGUGGCCAGGAAGGCGGAAGAGAGGUUAGAUCCUAUCAUCGAGAGCCUGAGGCAGCAAACCYAGGGAAGGGUGGACAGGCCAAAGAGCAGCAGGCAGGGAGAGCAGAGGCAGCCAGGACAGGGAUUGCCAGGACAGCCAUCUGCAGCAGAGCCUCGCCAGAAGCCACCUAUGGGGAGAGUUAUCCUAGAGCCAGAGGAGGCGAGAGCCCAGAGACAGGCAGAGAGAGAGGCGUUCGAGUUUAGAGCCCCUACUGAGCUCGCGACGCUGUCAGUGGCGGCGGCAGGCCCGGUCGUACCUUUGGCAGUAGAGGAGGGGCUGCCACCAUCUAGCAGUGAGCCGGCUUAGGGCUCAGCAGAGGGAUCCAUGGGCGUGCUCCUUGAGGCGGUGCAUACUAUGCAGGAGGAGGUGAGUUUGUUUUCACCUAAGCAGAGGAUAAAGGAGCCUCUUGAGA